Molecule: messenger RNA, 936 nt
Organism: Brenthis ino (lesser marbled fritillary)
Lineage: Eukaryota; Metazoa; Arthropoda; Insecta; Lepidoptera; Nymphalidae
Source: the annotation of a GenBank genome assembly
AUGCUAGAGGCAUGCUCAAAUGGAUGGGCGAUAGACACUGCAGCGCCUGUUGACCUCAACAACCCUGAUAAAGACUACCACCCUGUCUUCAAGGCGUUCCUCGCUGGUUCCUUUUCCGGCACUUUCAGUACAAUUCUCUUCCAGCCAUUGGACUUGGUGAAAACUAGGCUCCAAAAUCCUGGCCAGCAUGUUGUUGCAGCGACUAUCAACAGCCGAAUCCAACCCGGCAUGAUUUCAAUCUUCGUGAACAUCGUUCGUCAGGAGCAUAUAAUUGGGCUAUGGCGUGGUAUGGUGCCUUCUAUAGCUAGAUGUGUGCCAGGCGUCGGUUUAUACUUCUCAUCACUCCAUUGGCUUAAGUCCAAGAUGGGAAAGACUAGACAGGAUCUAGGUGCUAUGGAGGCGGUUGCGUUGGGUGUAAUCGCAAGAACCAUGAGUGGGGUGGCCCUAAUACCGAUUACUGUUAUUAAAACUAGAUACGAAUCCGAAGUGUACAAGUAUAACAGUCUAAGCGGUGCCUUUAAAUCGAUAUACAAAGCGGAAGGUCUAAGGGGAUUGUCCUGCGGCUUAGGACCCACUUUGGCGAGAGAUGCGCCAUUCUCAGGCUUAUACCUCAUGUUCUAUACACAAACGAAACAGGCUAUUCCUAAAGAAUAUCUUCAAUCCCAAGCGACGGCGAGUAUACUGCACUUCUCGUGCGGUGUCGUCGCGGGUAUAGCUGCCUCGCUAGUGACGAACCCGGCAGACGUGUUGAAGACGAACAUGCAACUCUAUCCGGAUAAGUUCCCUAAUGCUUUCAGUGCUGCGAUGUAUGUGCAACAGACUUACGGAUUUCGAGGUUACUUCAAAGGCGCAGUACCAAGAAUGAUUCGGCGCACUCUUAUGGCGGCGAUGGCUUGGACGGUGUUCGAAGAAAUAACUCGAUCUAUUGGCUUGAAA